This is a messenger RNA of Boeremia exigua, 1881 nucleotides long. RefSeq lists its product as uncharacterized. The record is from RefSeq and is a predicted model, not a curated record. NCBI's taxonomy places the organism in Eukaryota, Fungi, Ascomycota, Dothideomycetes, Pleosporales, Didymellaceae. The transcript has 3 exons. Bases 1 to 1881 code for a protein of 626 amino acids.
AUGGGGACAGACCGCCCACACUUCGCCGGCCCGCCUGGCAGCUUAGGGCCUGACUCGAAGCGCCACCAUCAGAGUGCGACCGGUCUAUGGGGAAAGAGCUGGACAGCAGAGACAUGCAGUUACAUUGUCUCAAUCAUAGCCCUUGGAGGACUCACAGCUACACUCUUGGUGCAUCAAAACAAGCCACUUCCGCAAUGGCCACAGCUCGUCACCAUCAACUCGAUUAUAUCGCUGUUUUCCCUGGUGAUGAGAGCUUGCGUGGGCGUAGUGUUGGCUGAAGGUAUCAGCCAGUGUAAGUGGAAUUGGUAUCAGAAAGCGAAAAAGUUGGAUCAUAUCGAGCGACUGGACUCAGCCAGCCGUGGUUCUUGGGGCGCGUUCACUUUGUUGUAUCACUUCAGACCAAAGCAAGCAUAUUACAUCGCUACACUGGGCGCAAUGACCAUGAUUCUAGCCUCACUCACCGGCUUCUUCUCUCAACAGCUUGUGCAAUUUCACGGGUGCCUAGAGAGGGAUGCUGAUGCUUUCGCUGACAUAGCAAGAACCAAUUCCUACUCCCAGACUGGGGGCCUAGCGCAGAACAAUGUUGCCACCGAGUAUCCCCAGAUGCUGGCUGCGAUCAAUGUUGGCGUUCUUCAACCUACCGGCGACCAAACAAAUGCACUUUCUUCUGGGUGUAGCACCGGAAACUGUACAUUCUCUGAUGCCAACAAUGCAUCUUUCUCUACCGUGGCGAUCAGCCAUACAUGUGAAGAUCUUACCCCACGAAUCCAUGUCGUCAACGAGACCCGCAAUUCCUCCACGGCACCUGAUAGCAAGUACUUAGGAAUCGACUAUGGCGACAACGAAGCCUUUGAAUGGCUCGAAGAUAUGGGUGGGAUUGUAGUCAAGUCAUGGGUGGAUUCGUCAUCGUCUCCAGCUUCUUCGGAUCUGACCACGAUAUACUUCCUCUUCAGAUCAAACAGCAGCGUCACGGAUUGGAAAGUGACCAAUUGCUCGCUAUAUCCAACCGUCAACACGUAUGCAGCUAGCAUCAAAGACGCCAGGCUUGAUGAGAAUCUUACCGAAAGCAUCCCCCUUCGAUCGAUUAGCGAACAAUUCGUAACACCCCCUGUGGUGGACAUAGAUCUGUCGAACAUGCAGUUCAUGUGGACAUACAAGAUGGCCACGAAUCUCACAACAAGGAACGGCAUGCAGGAGCAAUGUGAGGGAUCUGACAAAAACAGAUCCGGGCUGGUCUACUUCCCAAAAAGCAGCGACGAGCCGACCUAUGUCAACUCUACCGGUCAUACCAAUCCAAGCGCUGGAUGGAAGUGGUGGUACUACCCGCGAAACUGUAUCUGGUCACUACACAGAUUCUCAGCCGCCAGCAUAGCCGAGACCUUGGGAGAAGUGUUUAACCUCCAGGAGGCCACCAAUAGUCGCAAGGGCGGCGUGAUGGGAGCCGCACACCUGCGUGUUCUGUUCCAAGGGGGCAAUAUAACACACAAUACCAUCGAUGCGCAAAUCAAAAACCUGGCAACCGCAAUGACCACCGUGGUCCGCACAGCCGGAGGCGACGGCACUCUGACGUAUACUCCUGACUACGCACAGGGCCUUGUCUGGACCAACACAACAUGUGUGUCUAUCCGGUGGCCCUGGAUCACCUUCCCCGCUAUUCUGAUCAGCCUAACUGGAUUGUUUCUCGCUUUGGUGGCGUUCGAGAAUCGCGGGGUGGAGAGCGAUCGUCUUUGGAAGAGCUCGUUUCUUGCGGCGAUUUUCUGUGAAGUGGAUAUUGAUACGAAUGAGAGACCAGUUGGGAAAGCAGACAUGAAGGCGGUUGCGAAGUCGACUAGUGUGAGUCUGGAGGGGAAGAGCGGGACGCUGAGGCUGGUAGCUGGGUAG